CUGAUAUUAUUCUACUGUACUGACUGUACACCACAAAUGUCAUUUACAAUUGGCUGUGAAAGUGAAUAUUUAUUUUUGUGUGUCAACCUAAUCGUGCUUAGUGUAAUGCAGUGUAAUCAAGUGUAAUCAUCGCUCGCAUUGAUAUUGUAUCGAAUAAUAGUCGUGCAUGGUUGUACAUUAUUUGUUACGGUUCCACUGGCACCAUGAUAUUGUGAGUUUAUGGAUACAAAGUCUAUCCUAAAAUAAAGACACUUUAAAUAAAUAAAAUAUCAUCUUCGGUAAUACGAAUAUGGAUGACGAUGAUCAAUAUCAAGCUGCCUAUGAUGUAGGAUCAUUUCCUAAAGAUUUUGGGUAUGCACCUUUCGAUGGCGAAACAGAAGGAUCUAUGGACCCUUUGGCGGGCGAACAAAAGCCUAGAAUACUUUUAAUGGGUCUUCGAAGGAGCGGAAAAUCAUCUAUACAAAAAGUAGUUUUCCAUAAGAUGUCGCCAAACGAAACGUUAUUUUUGGAAAGCACAAAUAAGAUUAUUAAGGAUGACAUAAGUAACUCUAGUUUUGUUCAGUUUCAAAUUUGGGACUUUCCAGGACAAAUUGACUUCUUUGAUCCUACUUUCGACAGCGACAUGAUAUUUGGCGGUUGUGGAGCAUUGGUUUUCGUUAUUGAUGCUCAAGAUGAUUAUAUGGAAGCGCUUAACAAACUUCAUUUAACGGUUACAAAAGCAUACAAAGUUAAUCAAGCUAUCAAAUUUGAAGUGUUUAUACAUAAAGUUGACGGUCUAUCCGACGAUUGUAAAAUGGAAACUCAAAGGGAUAUACAUACCAGGGCGAACGAUGACCUCGCGGACUCUGGGUGUGAUCAAAUACAUCUAAGUUUUCAUCUGACAUCCAUAUACGAUCAUAGCAUAUUUGAAGCAUUUAGUAAAGUUGUUCAAAAAUUGAUACCGCAAUUACCGACUCUAGAAAAUUUACUCAACAUACUUAUAUCUAAUUCUGCGAUCGAGAAAGCAUUUUUAUUUGAUGUAGUAUCGAAAAUUUAUAUUGCAACUGAUAGCUCUCCCGUAGAUAUGCAAAGUUACGAACUCUGUUGCGACAUGAUCGAUGUCGUUAUCGAUGUAUCUUGCAUAUAUGGUUUAAGAGAGGAUUUGGAAGCUGCAGCGUUCGAUAGUCAAAGUUCCAGUCUAAUUAAACUAAAUAAUGGAACGAUUUUGUACUUGCGAGAAGUUAAUAAAUUUUUAGCUCUAGUCUGUAUUUUACGAGAAGAUAAUUUCGACAGACAAGGUAUGUAUUUUAGAACAAAUGUACAAAGAAAUAUAACGAUAAUAUUAUACUCGGUCUUUUCAAUUUUCUCGUUUUUCUUUGCAGGUGUAAUCGAUUACAACUUUCUUUGCUUUCGUAAAGCCAUACAACAAGUCUUUGAAUUACGCAAUAAGGCUUUAGCUUCUAUAAAUGUUAAUAAUCAUUCGACGUCUCCCGUUAAUGAAACUUCGAAUGCACCUGCGGUGUCGCAAAGUGGAACCAUGGGCCAAAAUGGUACUGUUGUAAUCGCGCAAAGUUAACCUCUACGUUAAUGCUCAGAAUUUUUAUUUGAACCUUACAACAGAAACUAAGUUUCUUUCAUACAUAUUUUUUCACUCUUACGUUACAUGUUGGUAAUAAUAUCUCGCAUAAUCGUAUUAUUCGGGACUUAAUCUCAUACAUAUUUAGUUAACGCAAGAUGUAAUUACUUUAUUACUUAAUAUAAAUUUUUUAAAUGAAUCUAGAAACGUGAAUGUAUAUAUGUUAUUACUAUCUAUUAAAA
Hylaeus volcanicus is the source of this 1797-nucleotide messenger RNA. It is a transcript of the gene RagC-D, whose product is annotated as ras-related GTP-binding protein D. Lineage: Eukaryota; Metazoa; Arthropoda; Insecta; Hymenoptera; Colletidae. Gene Ontology annotation, molecular function: GTP binding; GTPase activity. Gene Ontology annotation, cellular component: Gtr1-Gtr2 GTPase complex; nucleus; lysosome. The record is from RefSeq and is a predicted model, not a curated record. Gene Ontology annotation, biological process: regulation of autophagy; cellular response to amino acid stimulus; positive regulation of TOR signaling. The transcript has 7 exons. The coding region runs from base 290 to 1555 and encodes 421 amino acids.